Heterocephalus glaber (naked mole-rat) is the source of this 822-nucleotide messenger RNA. The record is from RefSeq and is a predicted model, not a curated record. NCBI's taxonomy places the organism in Eukaryota, Metazoa, Chordata, Mammalia, Rodentia, Bathyergidae.
AUGGCGCCAGUGUCGUCCCGCCCGCCGGCCUCCCCUCCUGCCCUCGUCCGGGCGCCCGCCGCGGGAGAGGACGGCCCGGCCCCUCAGCCUGAGGCGGGAGCACCCGGCUGGUGAUCCGGCGCCCAGCCCCCGGAACUGCAGCCCGAGCUCAACCUGGGCAACUUGAAAGGUCGCUUAGAGGAGGACAACGAGGAGCUGGAAGAGGAUGAGGAGCUCGAGGAAGAGGAGGAAGAGGAGGAGGAAGAAAUGAGCCAUUUCUCUCUGAGGCUGGAGGGGGGCGGGCCGUACUCGGAGGACGCGGAGGAGCGCCUGAUUAAUCUCACCGAGCUGACCUCAUACAUCCUGUGUUCUAUUUGCAAAGGUUACCUAACAGAUACAAGUACCAUUACAGAAUGCCUUCAUACCUUUUGUAGAAGCUGCAUUGUAAGAAAUUUUUACUAUAGCAACAGAUGUCCAAAAUACAACAUAGUAGUACAUCAAGCACAACCUCUUUAUAACAUAAGAUAUGUCUUUAUUACUGGAAUUCAUCGAUGCACAGAACAUUUUAAGCCAUUAGAAAAGAAGUUUGUCCGAGUUUCAGGAGAAGCAACUAUUGGGCAUGUAGAAAAAUUCCUCAGAGGAAAAAUGAGUCAUGAUCCAGCUUGUCAGGUGUAUAUCAUCUGUAGCGACCACUUGCUGGAGCAGUGCCAGACUCUGAGGGAGAUCCGGCAGGCAGCAGGGGAUUCCGCGAUGCAGGAUGGGCUCUUACUAUGUUGCCAUUUCAGCCUCCUGACUGCUAGCACUACAAGGGAUCCAAAUCUAGAAUUCUACAUUGCCCUUUGA